AACAGCAUUUCCUUGAAAUCACGUGAUACAGUUGGAGCGUGUACUUGAUUCAAAACCCAUUUAGUCUUCUGUUUCUGUUUUUCCCUUUAGUUGAAAGGCAGACUUCCCUCCUGUGCAUCUAGCUGCAGACAUAGAAUCAUGGGUCGGUUGGCACUUAUAGGAGCUGUUCUGCUGUAUUCUGUUUUUACCUUUGAAAUGGUUGAAGCAGCUGACAGACCCUACUCAGUGCUAAAGACUACAAGUCACACUGUAAUUACCCAUACCACAAGUGGCCAGCCUACAUCACAUGCAUUAUCUACCCAUACGACUGCUGCUCCAAACACAACACAUGUCGUAACUAACAGUACCACAAUGGCACCAAAUACCACAUCUCAUGCAGUUACCAACCAUACUACCAUAACACCAAACACCACAACUCAUGCAGUAACUAACCAUACUACCAUAACACCAAACACCACAACUCAUGCAGUAACUAACCAUACUACCAUAACACCAAACACCACAACUCAUGCAGUAACUAACCAUACUACCAUAACACCAAACACCACAACUCAUGCAACCACUAAACAUACUACAGCCUCCUAUACAACAUCUCCUGUCCCAACUUUAGCACCAAAGCCCUCACCCCCAACAACUGGCAACUACACCGUAAAGAAUGAUAAGGUCACCUGCAUAUUGGCAAUCAUCGGUCUUGAGUUGGAGCUGUAUAAUUCUACAAAGACUCUUGGAUAUUUUAAUAUUGCUCCAGAGCAUACGAGUGCAUCAGGAUCGUGUGGCGAUAAUAAAGCAAAUCUCAAGUUGUCAUUCCCAGAGGGUUUUAUAAAUUUCGGUUUUGUUCAGGAUAAAAGUGGCUACUACAUUGAAGAUGUAAUGGUGUUUUUGAAACUUUCUUCAGAGUCCUGGAACGUUAAUGCAACCAAUAAGAAACUUUUAUACACAGACAAAGGGUACUCUGUUAAGUGCAAGAACACGCCACACGUAAAAGUGGACAGCUCUGUGACACUAGUGAUGACUCAUGUGAAACUCCAAGCUUUUGAUAUUAAAAAUGGAAUGUUUGGUAAAGAAAAGGAAUGCUACCCAGACAUAAACCAAAAGUUAAUCCCGGUGGGUGUGACGCUGGCCAUUGUGGGAUUGAUUCUAAUUAUUCUACUUGUGGCCCUGCUUGCCAGAAGAAGACGAAUUUCAGGAUACCAGCGCAUAUCAGACUUUUAGAAGUUUCUUAACACAUCCAUCCAUAUUUCACCUUUAGACCUUUUCAUCAACUGAAAGAGGAACAAGCUACAUUUUAUGACUUACUUAUCAACCUUUGAAACGUGUA
Spea bombifrons (plains spadefoot toad) is the source of this 1318-nucleotide messenger RNA. RefSeq names its product lysosomal associated membrane protein 3 (gene LAMP3). Bases 139 to 1212 code for a protein of 357 amino acids. Gene Ontology annotation, cellular component: membrane. NCBI's taxonomy places the organism in Eukaryota, Metazoa, Chordata, Amphibia, Anura, Pelobatidae. The record is from RefSeq and is a predicted model, not a curated record. The transcript is spliced from 6 exons.